Molecule: messenger RNA, 1155 nt
Organism: Mucor mucedo
Lineage: Eukaryota; Fungi; Mucoromycota; Mucoromycetes; Mucorales; Mucoraceae
Product: S-adenosyl-L-methionine-dependent methyltransferase
Exons: 7
Coding region: 149-1069 (306 amino acids)
Molecular function (GO): methyltransferase activity
Source: RefSeq, a predicted model, not a curated record
CUGGAUUUUAAAAAAAAAAGUGAUUACGGCGGAUGUUGGAUUUUUUUAUUUUAUUGUACAAUACAGAAGAGCUGGCCUUUUAAAAUGCUUCUUACUCUACUUUAUAUCCAUCGUUUUAUCCUAUUUACCACUUUUUUUGUGAGAAAAAAUGACCAUGGGUAAGAUUCUUUCGAAAAUUUGUACACCAAAUGGUGAAGAAAUCACUCUGGAUGAUGCGACCCAGGUCAAGUCAAGCAGAGAGUUCCAUGUCCAUACCGAUGAUACUGUGACUUACUGGUUGCCAAAGGAUGAUGAAGAAUUAAAUCGGGUGAUGGGGCAACAUUUUGCUAUCAAGGAUUUAUAUGAAGGAAAUAUUUUAAAAAGUGUAGAAAAAAGCCUCGAUUUUGAGAAGGGUAUUGCCAUUCUUGAUCUUGGAUGUGGUCCCGGAUCAUGGAUCUUGGACAUGAUCACCGACUAUCCUAAUUGUACCUAUGAAGGCUGUGACAUUGUGGACUCAACCAACAAAAACAUUACACCAAAGCAGUUCAACUGGAAGUAUGGUAAUUUCUUGGAACGUAUUGAUUACCCGGAUAAUACCUUUGAUUUCAUUCAUAUGCGUUUACUCCUUUUAUCUGUACGUGAGGUCGAUUGGCCAAUCGUGCUCAAAGAAGCCCUGAGAGUUUUAAAACCUGGUGGAUUCAUCCAAUGGAAAGAAUUUGAUUUAAAGAUGACUGGUGAUGGUAAUGAAGCUAUCGAAAAGUUCAUGAACGGAAUUCACUUUGCCAUGAGAUCUAGAGGUCAGGAUCCCCGUAUUGCUCUUCAAUCUGAACGUUUGCUUACAGAAACUAACGCUGUAAAGAUCAUUGAAAAAGACUACCGAUCCAUUGAUAUGACCUCGAACACAAAUGCUGCCAAAAAAUUCCUAUGGGAUUGGAAAGAGACAUGCAAGAGCAUGUUGCCUGUCCUUGGUCCUGCCAUAGGUAUCGAGGAUAAAGUGUCACAAGAAGCCUUCCUUAAAGAUAUUAUGGAUGGUUUGGUGACAUGUGAAUCUUAUACUUACAUGAAUGCCGUGGCUGCUCAAAAGCUCUAAUGUUGGAAAAUAGUGGGAUGAUUACUAUCACGUCGAAUAAAUAAAAUAAAAAAUUUAUGCGGUUUUCCUUGUAUUACCAAAGAUAA